CCACACUUAAGCACGACAUUGCCCUCAAUGGAGCAGAGGGAUAGAGAAGGGGAACGAUGUUACCGGAUUGAAAUGCUGCGGGGGACUGGAAGUGGACCAAUUAGCGUGGGACACAUGGAACGAACGGACAGUUAUGCACUAAGGGAACAUCAAGAACACACUAGCACAUGUUCGUUAGGGAUCAGAGUUGGCCCAGAUGGCCACAAAAGAAACAAUCCUCAAAAGAAAAGAAACAAAACAUACGACAAACUCAGUUCAAGCUCCUCAAACACAUGGAGCAAACGGAAAAAGUCUAAAACAAAAAAAAACACACACUGAGGGGCGACAAGUACAGCCUACUCGUCGCCAAGGUUGUCCAGAUCGAUGUCAUUCAUGAAUGCAUCAUCGUCAUCAGCUGGUGGAGGUGGAAGUGGAGAGUCCUCCCAGGGAGUCCUCCAGACUGGUUGCUCGCCCGGUAGCAGCUGGAGCAGAUGCCCCUGGACCUCCUACAUGCGCCUAGCUCGGGCCUGCUCCCUCUCGAUGCGCGCCAAGGCUAUCCCCUGCUGGGUCUCCAUCCUGUCCAGGCGCUCAUCAUACGCGGCCAUCCGGGACUGGUACUCGGCAUGGUGUGCCGAAUACUGCUGCUGAUGGAGUCAGAGGAAGAAGGAACAAGGGAAGGUGAAGAUGGAGUAAAGAGAGAUUGUAGGUGUAAGAAAAAUUGAUCGUGGGG
Linum trigynum is the source of this 709-nucleotide messenger RNA. The record is from the annotation of a GenBank genome assembly. NCBI's taxonomy places the organism in Eukaryota, Viridiplantae, Streptophyta, Magnoliopsida, Malpighiales, Linaceae.